Amaranthus tricolor (Joseph's coat) is the source of this 1676-nucleotide messenger RNA. RefSeq names its product protein ABIL1. The record is from RefSeq and is a predicted model, not a curated record. The transcript is spliced from 9 exons. NCBI's taxonomy places the organism in Eukaryota, Viridiplantae, Streptophyta, Magnoliopsida, Caryophyllales, Amaranthaceae. The coding region runs from base 296 to 1222 and encodes 308 amino acids.
UCACUGUCCAUUGAUAAACACCGUCGAACACAUCCGAUAAUAAAUACGCCCAACUUCCCAUCAUUUUCCCGGGGUUUACUUCUCUUUCACUCUCUCCCUCACUUUCUCUCUCUUAUCACCCUAACCAAACCAAACCUUUGCUGCAAAACAUUCUUUCCUCUUCUCACAAAUCAUCUCACUCCUUUUCACAUUUUUGUUUCUGUAGUCUAUAGAUCAAAUUCAAUGCUCCAUUUCUCCAUAUUUAAGUUUUCUUCAAUCUAAUUUCUCCAUUUUUUUCGUUUUUUGUUGUUUUGAAAUGGAAAUCGCACAGGCUAAAACACUUCCUAGUCCUAUGACCUUCGAUGAAGCUUCCAUGGAGCGUAGUAAAAGCUUCGUCAAAGCUUUGCAGGAACUCAAGAAUUUGAGACCCCAGCUUUACUCUGCUGCUGAAUAUUGCGAGAAGUCUUAUCUUCAUAGUGAGCAGAAACAAAUGGUAUUAGACAACCUAAAAGAUUAUGCUGUACGUGCCCUUGUCAAUGCAGUUGACCACCUAGGCACUGUUGCCUACAAAUUGACUGACCUUGUUGAGCAACAGACUUUGGAUGUGUCGACCACGGAGCUAAAAGUUUCAUGCCUAAAUCAGAAACUUCUCACGUGUCAUACGUACAUGGAGAUGGAAGGUCUUAGGCAGCAGCAACUUCUGGCAAUUAUUCCAAGACAUCACAAGCGCUACAUAUUGCCUAAUUCUGUCAACAAGAAAGUGCACUUCAGUCCUGCUGCACAGACAGAUCUUAGGCAAAUGCAUGUUCAAGCAAGGCCACGUGUUCAUCCUCCAGGCUCACCGGGAUCAAGGACUCUUUCAUGGCACCUAGGUUCUGUAUCGAAGUCUCCAUUAAAUGGGAAUCAUAAAACUGUUUUCAGUGGCUCUGAAGUCCAAAGGAUUUCUCCUAGAUCUCCUGCAGUAUUCCAGCUCCUAGAUAAUGAGGAUAGUUUUCAGGCCAAGUCAUCAGGUAUCAACACACACUUGUCGAGAGGGAAUCCAGUUGGUACUUCUUUGCAGCCAUAUGGUGCUAAACCUAAGGAUUCUGCGACAGACUCCAAGGUAAUGACACCAUUCAGGUCUUUUGACAACUCUCGGCAUACGCAAGCAAUCGUUAAGGCCCCUGUUCGCCACAAAAGCAUGUUAUCAGCUUUCUUUGUCAAACAAAAAACUCCAAAGCUCAGGACUGGUAAAGUGGCUUAGCUUUCAACCCUAGCAAUUUUCUGAUCGCCAACUUUCUCGGACAUAAAGGAGCUUCUUUGUGUUGCUAUCUCUGAUACUAGAAGUACAUCACCCUUGAUUCUAUAUACUCAAACCUGAUGGAGGCUCUCAUUUGGCUCGCCUUUUCUCUGAAAUCUGAAACCUAAUAGAAAAAGGAGUCUCUUUCGGUUCUUACCAAUUAGUUUGUCUACUAAUAGAUGGAAGACAUUGUCAACAUUGAUCUCGUUGUAAAAAAUUAGUUUGUCUACUAAUAGAUGGAAGUAUUAUUUUGCUUGUAAAUCUAAUAAUGUGAGUCUCUUCUUCAAAUAAAAUUGUACAUUUUGGAGCGGUGUUGGGGGCUCAUUAGUAUCCAUGAAUUUGCAGAUUGAGUUGUUGAAGUUUAGUUUGUUAUUUUGGUACUUGGGAGUAAAAAUUUGAUGCAUUACAUGCUUCCUUA